AUGGGAAGUAGAGGUGGCAGGGUAGAGCUGCUGUGGUGCGCGAGAGGAAUGGACUCGCAGGUGUGGCUUGUGCACGAAGCGGGGUUGAUAAUAGCAAAUACGAGCUGGAGAGUGGGGACGUGGAGGGCGAUGUGCCACGUGGCAGAGAAGCGAGGCUCAAUGGAGGGAAAGCGGAGGAAUGGAGAUGAGGGGAAAGGGAAAAGAGGAGAUGAGGGGAAAGGGAAAAGGAGAAAGGAGGGACAUGGGAACGGAGGAGAGGAGGGGAAAGGGAAGAGUGGAAAUAAAGGAAAGGGGAAGACAGGAGAUGAAGACAGAGGGAAAAGAGGAGGGGAGGGAAAUGGGAGGAGUGGAGUUGAGGGAAAUGGGAAGAAAGGAGAUGGGGAGAAGGGGAAAAGAAGAGAUGGAAGGAAGGGACUUGGGGAGCAGGAGCAGGCAGGUGGUGGAGGCGACGGGAGGAAGGGGAGCGUGGGAGGGGUGGGUGCGGAAGGCGAGGGCGCUGAUGAGACGAGGCUGCACAGCCGGCGGAGGAAGAGGGGGAGGCCACGGAAAGUGGUCUUUGAGCGUGGUGCUGCUGUCCCGUCUGUCGGUGUUGGCAAUGAAGCGGACGGCCGGGGUGGUGGCAGCAAUGGGGGUGUGAGGGAGCAACAGCAGCAGCAGGAGAUGGGCGGUCGUGCUCCCUCACAUGGCGGUGGUGCGGAUGUGGAGGAGCUCCACCAUGCCAUCAGCACUGCACGCUCCCAACAUGAUGGUACCGCUGCCCUCAACACCAUCUCCUCCACCCACACGCCCAACUCCAACCCCAUACCCACUCCCCCCUCCUCGCCCCCUCCAUCGCUACACGUGCAGUUCCAAGACCUCUACUCCACGCACCUGGCGCACAUGGCCCCGCCCUUCGCCUCCCACCGCGCCACGAGGGACAACGCCAUGACACUGCUUGCCGUGCAACCCCCGCCUGACACCCUUGCUGCCAUCUUCCAUGCUUGUUCGUCUCUCUUCCUCGUGCCGCUCACCCACCGCAUCCGGGCCGCUCUUGAGAUAUUUUCUGCCCACGGGCUGCCCGAGUCGCUGUUUCUGAGUGUCAUCCGGCGGGUGCCUGAGCUGAUUCUAAAUGCCCAGCAGGAUGACGUCAGCAGCAGCAAAACCAGCAGCAACAAGAGCAGUGAAACCCACGAACAAGAGCAAACAAGCAAUUCUCACUCAGAGCACCAGCAGCAGCAAGACGCCCUUACCCCUCUCUCUGACUCCCACGACUCACCAAGCAGCACCCCUUCCUCUCACCUCACCCCCACCGAUCUACCCCACCUACAGCAGGUGUUGCAUUUCCUCUUCCUGCACCUGCCUCCCCCAACUGUCGCCAAGCUGCUGCACUCGGCUGCCUACCAUCCAGUAGUUCUCUCCCUUGUGCACAGACAAACACACAUCCUCCAUGCCAGUAAGGUAACCAUGCAGGAGGUGGUAACCACACUCACCACUCUCUUUGGCCCACAAGGCACCUCCUACGUGCUCUCCCGUCACCCAGCCCUGCUCACCAUGUCCCCUCGCAAAAUAGAAGAUGACAUGUUCGGGCUUAUCGACAUUUUUGGCGAGGAAGUUACCUUAGAUAUGAUACAGCGCGAGCUGGGCAUACUCCAGGUCUGGCACAGUACACUCCGGCCGAAGAUUGAUUUCGUGCUUGGGGAGAUGAUGCGCAGCAAGGAGAACAUGAGGGUGUGA
Messenger RNA from Closterium sp. NIES-65, 1713 nucleotides. The record is from the annotation of a GenBank genome assembly. Lineage: Eukaryota; Viridiplantae; Streptophyta; Zygnematophyceae; Desmidiales; Closteriaceae.